Molecule: messenger RNA, 5599 nt
Organism: Owenia fusiformis
Lineage: Eukaryota; Metazoa; Annelida; Polychaeta; Sabellida; Oweniidae
Source: the annotation of a GenBank genome assembly
UCAUAUUCAAGGACCCCCAGCACAGAUUGUUGUUUCGCCAGUCACAAAAUAUUUCCAAAGUUCUUGAGGGAGCUUACAAAUUGCCGAGUUUCUAAGUAACUCUACGGUAUAUAUUUCUUUAAUCUAUCCUGUAGCAUAGUGGACUACACAGUGAUAAGCUGGGACAAGUAGAAGGAUGGCGGGUGAAGAGCCGCCAUACUUGAAUGUCGGCGUAGAAGUCAGUGCCAAAUAUAAAGGCGCAUUUUGUGAAGCUAAGAUCAAGAAAGUUGUCCGCCAAGUAAAAUGCAAGGUAGUGCUCAAGGAAGGCAAUAUGUCUGUGAUGGUGACGGAUGAGCACAUCAAAGGUCCCUUGAGGUUGGGUGCAGUUGUUGAGGUGAAGAACCCAACAACUGGACAGACGGUAGAAGCAACAAUUGCAUCAGUAAAGGACUCCAGCAUGUAUACUGCCAUAUUUGAUGAUGGUGAUGAAGCAACUCUACGUCGUACACAACUUUGUUUAAAGGGGGAGAAGCACUUUAUCGAGAGUGAGACACUGGACCAGCUACCGCUGACCCACCCUGAACACUUUGGGACCCCAGUAGUGCAGAGCAGAAAGAAAGCAUUAUAUCCUGAAGCCGGCAUGUCCAAGAGACGCUCAGGGGCUGCAUUGAGCAAUGAUGAGUUUUCAUCCUCUGAUGAAGAUGAUGACACACCAAAGAAACGAGUCUAUAAAGGUCGCCUUGUGGACAUGAUCGGCAAGGUGGUGAAUGUUGAAUCUACAGACAAACGUAAAGGUUCUACGUGGGUGCCAAUGUUAGUGGUGCUACCCUCUGCCAGUGACAUUGAAUUAAAGACUAAAGAACAUUUGUUGGUCAGAUCAUUCAAGGAUAACAAAUAUCAAGCUGUGCCCAGAAAGGACACAAAGGAGUUUACCAAAGAAGUAGCCAUGAAGAAUGAUGAUAAAAGUCUCAAGGUUACCAUGGAGAGAUCUCUACGUUAUAUUGAGGAAGAGGAACUUCCUUCUAACUGGAAUAAAAAUGAGUUGCUCGGCAGUGACAGUGAAAUCGACUCAGAAUCGCCUGAGUCAUCAGAUGAAGAGAGUCACCAGGAGAGAGACAGAUUUGUAGCCCAGCUCUACAAGUUCAUGGAUGACCGAUGUACACCAAUUAACAAAACACCACAAAUAGGCAAUCAGGAUCUCAACCUUUACAAACUGUUCCGAUUGGUCAGAGAGAUCGGAGGGUUCAAUAAGGUGACCAAUCAGAUGAAAUGGCGCCAUGUGUACAAUAGAAUGGGCCUACCUAUCACUGGUACAGCUUCCCACCAAAUUAAAUCAGCAUAUAAAAAAUAUUUACACGCCUUUGAAGAUUUCUACCGCAAGUUAGGUAAUGCUAUGGGUACCCUGAGUGGACGUCCUAGCCGGCCAAGUAGGCAGCAGGGACCAUCAACGGGGCGAAGCAUAUUAUCCUUCAGGGAGAGAGAGUCACCAAAGUCGCCACGUAAGGCUGAUAUCAUGAAGAAAGAAAAGGAUGAGGCUCAGAAUGUGAAAGAUGAUGAUAAUGAAAGUGUCCGUAGUGAGGACAGCAGGCCUGAUGUAAGCAGCAGAGACAGUCCACGCAGAGGGAGGCCUAAAGCCCAUCUCACCCCCACACGUGAAUCAACACCUACUCGGAAAGACCCCUUGGAAAAGAAACAAGUCGAAGAUAAAAAGGACAAAGGAAAAGAGGACAAUAAGAGAACAUCAAAACCAACAGAGAAAAAACUAGAAAUGUUGAAAAAGGAAGAAGAAAAGAGACAGAAGGAGGAAAAAACUAAAGAAAAGAAUACACCACCUCCUAAAUUAGAAAUGACUAAAAAGAUGACUCGAAGUACAUCUGUACUUGAUACUCAAGAUACUAAGGAGAAACCUCCUGAAAUUAAGGAAAAGGAGAAGCCAAAAGAAGAAAACCCAUCGGUCGAAAAACGAGGUCGUAGAUCAAUGCGUGGAGGGGACAAGCCAAGUGAGGAAGAAGCCACGAGUAGAGAAGAUAACACAGCUACACCUCCUCCACCUGUCUUGGAAUCUCCUAAACAACAGCCCUCUGUGACUCGUAGAAGAUCCAUGCGUGGUGGGGACAAACCCGAUGAGGAAGAACACUCAGAUAAUGUAACAACCAGCAAGAAGGAAGAUCCUAAAGAGACCAGGAAGAGGGAGGAAGUGAAGAAGAAGGAAGAGUCUAAGAAAAAAGAAGAGCCAAAGAAGACAGUUGAAAGUGACGAUGAAUCUGAUGCUGGCUCUGAGAGAACACAACCAGAGCAUGAUAGAACGUCAGAGAAAGAGUUUAGGCUUAGUAAAGAUGACGGAGAUUACCCUAUUGGUACUAAACUCAAGGUUAAAUAUGGCAGAGGAAAAAGUCAGAAAAUAUAUGAGGCAAAGAUCUGCGAAAGUGAAAUACAAAAUAAUGCUCGGCAGUACUUGGUGCACUAUGCAGGCUGGAAUACAAGGUAUGAUGAGUGGGUGAGGAAAGACCGUAUAGUUAGCUAUGUUCCCUCUCCAGCACAGAAGAGCUCACCCAGACCCAUGAAGCCAGGCUCGGAAUCUCCCAGAACCCAGAACCCCAAGACAACACCUCAACCUCCUAUGAAGAGCCCAGAUUCUCAACCCAAGAAACGUGGGCGGCCAUUUACAGCUGAGAAACCCAGUCCCGAUGUAAAGAAAACAGCACCAGAAGUCCCUCAAGUUAAGAAACCUGCUCAAGAUCUGAGUCGACGUCCCAGGAGCAAGUCGCCAGCUUCAUCCUCCGUGCCAGCUAAACCACGAUCUACACGUUCACACAGCGCAGAGCUGUCAUUCGCUGCUGGUCUGCCUUCUAAGCCCAAGAGAACUAGGAAGAACUCUGGAUAUACAGACAAUUCAGAACAAGUUUCAGUAUCAGAAGAAACAGAUUCUGAAAGUGACAUCUCUGUUGAUGAGAAGAAAGAGCCAGAACCAAUGGAGACUGAUCAGCCUCCAGAACCAAAGAAAGAACCUCUUCCAGUAGAGCCACCUAAGCCAUCGAAAGCAAAAACCACUGAACAAAAAGACAAUGUAAAAACCAGGGAUGAAAAGCCAACAAAAAGUGACAAAUUAAAAGAAGUGAAAACUGAAGUAAAAGCUCUUGAGCAAAAGGAAACCUCUCAAAAGGACAAAGAGUCAGUUGAAGUUAAGGCAAGUGAAGAAUUGGAAGAGAAGAUAGUAGACGAUGAUAUGAAAACUGAAGAAAAGGAAUUUACUCCAUCAGAAAAAGAACAAAAGGAAGAGAAAGAAGCUAAGACUGUAGCCACUAAAGAGGUCAAGACAAAACCUAUUGUCAAGGAGACCAAACCUGUAAACAAAGAGCCUAAAGUAGAAAUUAAGCCUCAAACAACUGAAGAUAUUACAACUAUGAAAUCUGAAAAAGUCGAAGAAAAUAUUGAAACUGAAGUCAAACCUGAACCGAAACAAGCCAAAAAGACACCCAAGGGUAAAUUAGCAGAGAAAAAAGAGACAGCUAAGCGUGAACCAAGUGAAAGGAAACGUCAAAUCAGUGAGUCCAAAGUGCCUAAAGAAGAGCCUCAACCCCCUAAGCUUGAGGAAGAAGCUCCUGUUGAGAAAGAAUACAGCCAUGAUGACCCUCUACUUGAUAUCGCCACCAGAGGAGUGGAGAAAGAAAUGCAGGAAGAGGAAAGCAAGAAAACUAAGGAAGACGCCAAAAAGAAGAAAACAAAGGCAGUUUUACUAGACAGAAAAGCAACAAUUGUUUUGGAGAGAAAACUUAAACAGAAGGAAUCUCCAGAGAAAUCAAAAGAGGAUAAAGAUGGCGAGAAAAAGAAAGUGCAGAAGAAAGUUAAAAAGAAGAAGAAAACAGCUGAAGACACAACAGCCAAAGUUAGUGGAGAAACACUCAAUGAGGAUGGUGAAAAAGAUCCUUAUGACUUUGGAGAUUCAGAAUCUGUAGAAGAACCAAUCAAAUUAGAGCAUGUGGAAAGACGCGAUCCAGUUAAAUUUGAUCGUCAGUAUGACAGUUUGAAAAUUGAAACUGUGGAAAAUCAGGAGAUUAACCCGCCGACAAUUCCCAAAGUUGACGCAGUUGUAAAUGACUCUAAACCAGAGAGCUUGAAAUCUCCGCAGGCUGGUCCUAGUAAAUCGAAACCUCUGCAUGCUCAGGACGAUUACGUAGCCAGGAUAGAUACUUUAUUAUCAGCAACAUGCAUGGAAAAUACUCCCCCUACUACACCCGAUACCUCUCCCAGGAGACAAGAACCUUCAUCAGAUAUGUCACCCCUCCCCGAAGAAUCAUACAGUACUACCCGCAGUGAACAUGAAGCCAAUAUCGAAGUGGAACACUUCAUGCAUGAUCGGAGGAGUCAUCCAGCAGGUGAUGAGUCGCCUAAUGGUUGUAAUGCCUCCACAAUUUCUAACAGUAGUGGAGGUAGUAGUGGCAAUGCCCCUAGUUCAGAGAGCAGUAUUGAACCUACCAGUAAACGUAAAAUUGUUGAGUCCCCCGAUGAACAAAUAGCCGGAAAAAGGCGGAAACGUGGCCAUAAAAGAGGCAGCUCAAACAAAACACAUAAAACUAAAGAAAACAAAGGAAGUGACAGUGAUGAGGCUUCCACUGCUGAUCCGUCCCUAGCCAAUUCCACAGCCUCACUUUCAACUUCGCCACUGAAAAAGCCAACAUAUGAACCAAGACCAAGAUCUCCAAGUUCUUACAAAUACAACUUCCAUCUAGAGGAAGGAGCACACCUUGUGGGUGAAGAGAGGAUCGCAUUCAUCCAGGCCAAGAUGCAGGAGAUUCGCAAGAUCUACGGGGAGUUGAAGCAAGAUCUGGCCUCCAUGGACAGGAAAAGGAAGCGGGCCAGGAGGAGGGAGAGGGAAGCUGCAGCUGCUGCUGCCGCAGCGUGUCUGUCUACUCAGGGUGCUGGAGGAGAAGCAGAAAAGGCAUAAUCUACCCAGAGUGCAUUUAGAAAGACACACAAGGCACAUUAUACCCAGGGUACACUGAGAGACACAUAAUGCACGAUGCACCCAGGGUGCAUUGAGAAAUACAAACAAGGCACAGUGUACCCAGGAUGCAAUGAAAAAAGACAUAAUCUCCAUAGGGUACUUGAACUUUACCUGUGAAACAUAUUGAGCAGUAUUUCGUACUUGACAUGUAUAUAAACCUACAUAUUAAGUUUUUCCAAACAACUACAAUCAACAUUAAAGGUAGAUGACAGUCAUGAAUUUGUACAAUUGUAGGCAGUAUUCGGAACUAAACUGCUAAGAAGAGGUUUAUCAUUGUCAUUGUAUUUAUAAACACAAUGAUAAGGAUACAAAAAUGUACUAAGCAUUAUUAAAGGUGAGAAAUACAGGUGCUCUAAGCCAUAUAUAGAUCUAUGCAGUGUCAUAUACUCCAACAUAGUUUUUCAGGUCAACUGGCCAAAACUAAAUUACAUGUACCAAUUACCAGUUGUCAUGUUGUGAAGUCAAUGCUGAAGUAAUCAGCUGUUUGGUUGUAAAAUCCAUUGGGUCCAUUGACCCAUGGGUUGGUGCUUUAUGGUGUAUCAUGGAUCUAUAUCACAUCUAUCAUUAUAACAGGGCAUCCAGGGCUCUUACACGGAAAUAUUUAGGGUGUGGUGG